Gasterosteus aculeatus aculeatus (three-spined stickleback) is the source of this 2472-nucleotide messenger RNA. The record is from RefSeq and is a predicted model, not a curated record. Lineage: Eukaryota; Metazoa; Chordata; Actinopteri; Perciformes; Gasterosteidae.
AUUCAUGCUUAUUAGAUCACUCAGUCUUCUGCUCACUGUCGGAAGUCAAAUCAAAAUUAAUAGGCAGAAACAGUCAUACAUCCUCUUGUUCAGACUUUUGGAAAUUGGUCAGCAGAUCUCAGAGCAACAUACGAAACAACUCCUUCCUUAUUUGAGCUGACAUAUGUGACAACACAUUUGCAGUAAUGAGCAAAACUUUGACCCCUGUUCACGCAGGGUUAAAAAUUAUUUGGUGUAAAUAUCGUUAGCCGCUAACUUUAUUCCAAUUUGUCUUAAAAAAAUGCCAUAAAAUGCAAUCUCACGUUGAUGUCUGUUUCAUCCCUUUUUCUUAGAUAGCAAGUCUUGACUUCUUCUGCAGGAUGUCGGCUUUCAACUGCUCGUUCCAAAAUGGUGUUUGGCCAUGUCCUUCGGGGGAAGAGUGUUUCAACCUGACCCCGGGCGUGCACGGGAGCCACGUCGCUCUGGAGGAUGCAUGUCUGACCGAAGAGGAGUACCUGGAGAGAUGCCUGGGGCCCCGUCGAUCGCCUGUGUUCCUCCCCGUCUGCGUGGUCUACCUGCUCAUCUUCCUGGUGGGUGUGGUGGGGAAUGUGCUGACGUGCACCGUCAUCACGCGCAACAAAGUCAUGUGGACGCCGACAAACUACUACUUGUUCAGCUUGGGGGUGUCUGACCUGCUGGUGCUGCUGCUCGGCAUGCCAUUGGAGCUGUACGAGCUGUGGCAGAACUACCCCUUCCUCCUGGGAAACGGCGGCUGCUACUUUAAAACGUUCAUAUUCGAGACCGUGUGUUUCGCGUCCAUCCUCAACGUGACGGCGCUGAGCGUGGAGCGCUACAUCGCCGUGGUGCACCCUCUGCGCGCCAAGUACGUCGUGACGCGCACCCACGCCAAGCGGGUCAUCCUUACAGUGUGGGGCGUGUCGGUGUUGUGUGCUUUGCCAAACACAAGUCUGCAUGGAGUAACAUUUCUUUACAGUUGCUCCACCGGUUCUUCGGGGAACAUCCCAGUGGAAAUCCCCGGCUCGGCGAUCUGUACGCUGGUGAAACCGCAAUGGAUCUACAACGUGACCAUCCAGGUGACCACCUUGCUGUUUUUCAUGCUGCCCAUGCUCACCAUCACUGUUCUCUACAUGCUCAUUGGGCUGCAGCUGAGGCAGGAGAAGAUGCUUCAGUUGGAGGCGAAGAAAGGCUUUGGAGAGGACAGCUUCUGUAUCGUCAGAACGCAGCUGCAGAGGGCACGCCGCCGGCAGGUCACUAAAAUGUUAUUUGUUUUAGUGGUGGUUUUCGCGAUCUGCUGGGCCCCGUUUCACACCGAUCGUCUCAUGUGGAGUUUCAUCAGCGACUGGACUAACAACCACCUGGAAAUAUUCCAGUAUGUGCACAUCAUCUCGGGAGUUUUUUUUUACCUUAGCUCAUCGGUCAACCCAAUCCUAUACAACCUCAUGUCCACGCGCUUCAGAGAAAUGUUCAAGGAGGUCAUGUGCCAUCGUCCUCACCACAUCGGCCCCAGAACGCACUCACUCAGCGGGACCCAGGUGACCCUCCGCAGCACCCUGAGUGAUGUGCCACUCAGCAACGGCGCUGCUGUUGCUGAAGCAGAGGCAGAAGAUGGAAGGAUCACAGAUGAAACCGUUUUUUCAUGCUAAAUACUUUUUUUAAAAGGUAUUUGAAAGGGGAGAUGUUUGAUGUUUGUAGGAUGGUUCUAUUCUGAGCGACUAUAUCCAUCUACUCUCACUAACAUCUACCGCAGGUGCAUCAGCUAACCUUGAAUAGUCUGCCGGAAGAUCUCCAUAAAAACCAAGGCUGCCAGCAGGCAAGUUUAAAAAUGUUGGCAUGAAUAAGGUCCAUGGCAGAAAGAGGAUGAACGGUAAUUAUAUACAUAAUUACUUAAAAUUUAGAAAAGAUUUGUGAAACACACAUGUAUGAAUUAACAAUAAACAAAGAUUUCUAGGUAAACUAUUUUCAUUAAUUAAACUAAAAAACAAGCAUUUGGAAAAAGAGUAAAAAAGGGAAAGGAAAUUAUGGAUGCUAGAACAUCAUGCAAAAGUGAUGGUGUUUUAUUACUUAUACUGCUUCUAUAAUCGUCAAUGGUGUGAGUUCAGUCAAACUGUAUGUGCAGUAAUUACUUAUAUCAAUAUCAGUUAUACUAUAAGUGUCAAAGAUCACUUGCAUGGUUCUGUACUAUAUUGAACUUCAUAUUGUUCGAAGUUGUAUUCAGAUGUUAUUGAUUACCAUGGAAAAUAAUUUUAGUCGGAAAUAUUGAUCAUUUAAAGCAGCUUUGGUAUUUGCUGUCACUGCAGAAAAAGUACAUACUGUUUUGUAUAAUGUACGAGUGGCCCUCAUUAACAGUAUGACGAACAUAAAGUAAAGAUGCUUUCAACACGAUGGACUAGGAUUCCAGUAUUAGCUUAGUACUGCAUUAACUGACAGCAACUGUAUGUGUGCUAAACCAACCAUAAAAACGGUUUAACAAAA